CACAUACACACCCACCCUCAAAAUCUGCAUCUAACCUUCCAAUCACAACACCAUGGCAACGUCAGCCACCACCCCCAACACCCUCCUCCUCAAAAACCCUACCGCACGCGCCACCGUCAAGCCCUCACCCACCCACGCCUUCCCAACCCCACGUGCCACCGCCAAACCCCUCUCCAUCAAAUGCCAACACUCUGCCACCACUGCCGCCCCUGUAUCCCCACCCACCACCUCCACCGACCGCCUCUUCAACUUCGCCGCCGGUCCCGCCACCCUGCCGGAAAACGUCCUCUUAAAAGCCCAAUCGGAGCUCUACAACUGGCGCGGCGCCGGCAUGAGUGUCAUGGAGAUGAGCCACAGAGGCAAAGAGUUUUUAUCAAUCAUUCAAAAAGCAGAAUCAGAUCUGAGAAAAUUACUCGACAUCUCCGAUGAUUACGCCGUCUUGUUCCUUCAAGGCGGCGCUACCACCCAAUUCGCUAGCAUCCCGUUAAACAUAUGUAAACCGGAAGAUCCGGUUGAUUACAUCGUCACCGGUUCAUGGGGCGACAAGGCGUAUAAAGAAGCAACAAAAUAUUGCAAACCUAAAGUAAUCUGGACCGGUAAACCGGAGAAAUACACCGGGUUACCGGUUUUUGAUGAGUUGGAUCAGAGUAUUAACGCAAGGUAUUUGCAUAUAUGCGCCAAUGAAACUAUUCACGGUGUUGAGUUUAAAGAUUACCCCACUGUAAAAAACAAAGAUGCGGUUUUGGUAGCUGAUAUGUCUUCUAACUUUUGUUCAAAACCGGUUGAUGUUUCGAAAUUUGGGAUCAUUUAUGCAGGGGCUCAGAAGAAUGUGGGCCCAUCUGGGGUUACAAUUGUGAUUAUAAGGAAAGAUUUGAUAGGCCAUGCUCAAGAAAGUACUCCGGUUAUGUUGGAUUACAAGAUCCAUGCUGAUAAUAAUAGUUUGUAUAAUACGCCACCGUGUUAUGGGAUUUAUAUGUGUGGGUUGGUUUUUGAGGAUCUGUUGGCACAAGGUGGGUUGGUGGAGGUUGAGAAGAAGAAUGUGAAGAAGGCUCAGAUUUUGUAUGAUGCGAUUGAUGGGAGUGGCGGGUUUUAUCGGUCGCCGGUUGAGAAGUCGGUUAGGUCGUUGAUGAAUGUGCCGUUUACGCUUGAGAAGGCGGAGUUGGAAGGGGAGUUUGUGAAGGAAGCGGCGAAAGAGGGGAUGGUUCAGCUUAAGGGGCAUCGGUCGGUUGGUGGGAUGAGGGCGUCGAUUUAUAAUGCGAUGCCGUUGGCUGGGGUUGAGAAGUUGGUGGCUUUUAUGAAGGAGUUCCAAGCUAAACAUGGUUAGGGUUUGGUGGUUUUAGGGUUUGUUUUGUAGUGUUUUGUUGUUUGCUUGUUCUGUUUUUGAUCUUUCUGUCGUGUUAUGUUACUAUGUGUCUUGUUUCUUGAUCUUGAUCUGUAUAAGUUGCUUGAUACAUGGGUUGGAUUGCAACAAGAAUCUUUAAGUUGCUUGAUACAUGAAUUGGAUUGCAAUAAGAAUUUUAAAGUAGUUUUGUUCAGUCA
Helianthus annuus (common sunflower) is the source of this 1539-nucleotide messenger RNA. Its product is annotated as phosphoserine aminotransferase 2, chloroplastic-like. Gene Ontology annotation, molecular function: O-phospho-L-serine:2-oxoglutarate transaminase activity; pyridoxal phosphate binding. The coding region runs from base 53 to 1324 and encodes 423 amino acids. The record is from RefSeq and is a predicted model, not a curated record. Gene Ontology annotation, biological process: L-serine biosynthetic process. Gene Ontology annotation, cellular component: cytoplasm; chloroplast stroma. The transcript has a single exon. Lineage: Eukaryota; Viridiplantae; Streptophyta; Magnoliopsida; Asterales; Asteraceae.